Molecule: messenger RNA, 3220 nt
Organism: Vitrella brassicaformis
Lineage: Eukaryota; Vitrellaceae
Source: the annotation of a GenBank genome assembly
GCCAUGAAGCAGCCAAAACACACACACACGGUCCAUCCAUCCAUCCAUCAUCGGCUAUUUCAAGUUUGUGGGUCUGUUGCACCAACAAAUAUGUCAGUCAUCAGGAUGAACGGCACGCAUACAUCCAUGCAAUGCCUGCUAUAGUCUGCUCUCCCUCCCUCCCUCCCGCCCCGGCCGCCCCGGCCGCUGUAUGUGUCGUUGAAUUAUCUACCCGUCUCACUGUCUGUCUGUCUGUCUGCCUCAUGGUACUUGGGCGGUCCGUAUGUGUUGGUUGGUGCAUGCCAUGUGCUGUGUGGCGUAGUCAGUCAGUCGUGUCUGUCUGUUUUCCAUCGGCCGGCCCACACGGCAGUGGGGCCCUUGAAACACUCCACAGCCGUCAACUACACCACACACCACAUAGGAAGAGAGAAUCUGACACAUUGAUGUAUACAUGGAGGAUGUGAUGUGUAUUCUAUGUACCGUUGCUGGUGCCUUGCCGUCCUCAAUCGCCUGGCAGGCAUCGAGAAGGAGAAAGAUGGAAACAUAGAUAGCCCGCCAUAUAUAUGCUCAUACCUACCUGGCACAUGUACGCGAAGGACUGGGCGUCCAGACGGCUGCCCGAGAUCCGCUGGCCGUGCAGCGAUAUCAAAUCCUUCCUGUGCUCACAAAUGCAUAUACACAUAAGACAUCCAUGUGUGUAACAUGUGGAACGCAUGUGUGUGUGCGUCUAUGAUGACUGGUUGCAUUCGAGUAGGAGUGUCUGCAGCUCGCGCAGCACGGCCGCAAACGGACUGCGGAGCAACGGCGUGAAAACCACCAUGCGCUGCACAAACGAUCGCGAGACACGGACCCUUGUAUGGCCAUGCAUUCUCCAUGCCCAUGUCUCUGUGUACCUGUGUGGAGUUGCCAUUGGUGCACAGCAGACGAUAGCCAUUCUCCUGCUGGGGGCCCACAACACUGCACAUGCACACAUGCACCAUUUGCAUGUCACACACAAGAGUUCUAUCUUCCCUGUCUGCCUCCUCAUUCACCGAUUCUCGAUGGUGAUGGCCGUUUUGGCCUCCGUGGCAUCGGCACCGCAACGAGCAUCACACUGCAUGUGUGCACCACAGUAGAGCGUGUGCACACAUGUCUCUCCCUCCCUGACGAGCUUCAAGCACUUACCAUGACGGCUUUCUUGCCCGAUGCGAUGUGGGACCACUUAAGCACUCGAAUGAAUGGCAGCAGAUGCAACGCAGCACGCUCGUCACCUCCAUACAUAAACGCGACGAAAAGAAAAAUAUGCAUGCACCUGGAUGCCCUUGGUCUUUGUGCGUACGUGGAUAUUCUGCGAGCGUUUCGGCGACCUCUUCAUGGUCCUCCUUGGUCGCCUUGGGCAGCGGCACACGACGGGGGGCAGUCGUCUUGGGCUCCACACACUCACGCUCAGUCACCGAACGACCCUCACGAACGGCAAAAUCUGAUCAAAAGGGAUACACAGACACGCAAAUGGGAGCAUGGACGCCUCUUCGUUCCCUCUCGCACCCAUGUCUUUGAGUAUGAUGUCUUUGAUGUUCUUCUGCUGCUGUUGCUGUGCCGCCUUCUGACGCCCACCGCCGAAGAGCAGGUCCAGUGGCGAGGGAGCUGCCAGAGACUCCCCCGCAUCCCCAGCCACAGCACCACCGCCCCCCUUGCCCACAGCCACAUGAUGCUGCUGCACCACACUCUGGUGCACAGACGGACCGCCACCCCCACCAGCAGCAAACAGACCGCCACACGCUUGGGUCGUGGCGACCGGUUCCUCCACCAUGGGGCGGGAGGGGGUGUGCGUUUGGGUGUUCUGGUAGGACGGGUAUCGCUGCUCAGUGGUGUGGUCCUCUGUGUGUGCCGGGGGGAUGUAUGUGGGGGGAUUGGUGUAUGUCAGUGGGGGCUGCUGGUGCUGGUGCUGGUGGAUGGGGGUGGGGGCUGGGAUGGCGGGAGGAAGCAGCAUGUGAGAUGGCAGAGCUACGGGCUGAUCAAAGACAGGGAAAGACGGACGUAUACACGCAAGCCAGGUGAGCUUCAUUUGUAUUUGAGUGUGACCUGGAAUGUGGGUUGGUUGCUGAUGUUGGUGUCGGUGAUCGUCGUGGUGGCGCAUUGCAUCUUCUGUAGGGUGCUGAUGUGUCGUUCGGCGGCGGCGAGUCGCUCGUCAAUCUGAGCCAGCCACUUGCUGUGACCGCCCACCUCAGACAUCUGACAUACACCACAGAAAGAGACAAAGUGCAGGACAGAAAGAGAGCUUUUGUUGGGAUGUGUUGUGUGUCGCAGGUGGUCUCACCGUCUGUGUGUGGAUCUGCUGCAGUUCGUAGUGUUUGGCGCUCCACAUGCCCAUGUCGUGCACACACUGACUCAACACACCCUGAUGCCCCUCAACCUGGACCAACACAGACACACAACAUAGACCUCCACACGUGGUGCCGUGCCCUACACGCGCCGGUACCUGUCGUUUGAUGGUAUCGAUUUGCAUGGCUAUGUCCUCCUGCACCCAGAACUGCAUGCUGCACACGUUGCUCUGCACACGCUCCACCUCCUUCGCCAAAUCCACCUGACACUGCAAAGCACGGGAUAGAUGAAUUGGGCGCAUCCAUCCAUCCAUCCAUCGCUGAAUCUGUAAUCUUGUAUACAUGCUCCCACCUCCUUGAUGGACUUGCUCGCCACGUAUUCGCUGUUGGCGAUGACCUGAAAAGAGAGAGAACACACGUAGGACGUGGGCCGUUCUUCUCGCUCGCCUCUUCCCACCUGCGCCGCCCGCAUGAUUUCGAUCUCCUUGAGCGCCUUGGCCACCUCAAAGGACGUCUGACCCAACUGCACACAUGAAACCAUCGACAGAUGCGUCCGAAUGCAUCUGCCGAAGUGUGCUGCUGCACAAACCUUGAUCUUCAGCUGCUCGAGCCGUUUCUCGUGGUCACUCAGCUGCUUCCGAGCCUCCUCAGAGGUCUGACAAGACCACAGGAUGGCACAGGUGGCAUAGAUGCAUAGAUGCGAUGCACGCACCUCACUUCUUACCCAGCCGACCAUGGGCGCGCUGGCGCGAUACUCCUCAGUCUGCCUCUCUUGCUUGCCCACCCCGUCACCCACCACUUCCCGGUCCUUACCACCCGCCGCCCCGCUGCCGCUGUUUGGUCCAUUCCGGUCCAGAUCUGUCGCUGCGGUGGUGGAUGUGGAUGGCUUGGCCUCCACAAUGGGUCGCUCGGACUGAAUUGAACACGUACUCGUCAUCGAC